AUGGGGUGCUGCAUUAGCACGGCCAGUACCUCCCCCAAAACUCCCAAAUUUCCCAAAACUGCCCCAAUAAACAGCAGUAUUAGCAAAUCGCCACCCCGAAUCCUCGAAGAGGAAACUGUCAAGGAGGUCCUAUCGGAGAUCCGCACCGUCCCCAAAACCCCUCCGGGCCGGGCCCACGGAGCUCAUCGCCACUUCGAGAGCCCAUUUGUUAGAAACGGGCCUUUUCCGCCCGUAAAUGCCAGCAAGGACCCCCACAACGGCGUCAGGAAGCCGCACCCGGCGUUCGUCGGCGGCGGCGACGACCUGUCCGAGGAUGUCGGCUCCGAGAUCUGCAGCACCCUCGGCGAGUGCGAGAGCGUCGGCACAAAUCCGGCGGAGAAGGGAGAAGAAAAGGGCGGGGGUCAGAUCCGGCAGAUGUCUCCGGCGAGGCGGAGGGACGCGCCAUUUAGCAGCGAGGUGAAAAGGGAGAGGCCCGUCGGCAGAUCUCCGGUCCGGAGGUCCGACCCCUCCCCCGGACGCGCUAGACCCGGAAACGGGUCCGGAUCCGGGUACGGAAGGAGAAGAGACGCCGGUGAGAGCUCCGGCCGGCGGUCGAAGUCUCCAGUGACGCGCAUUGAUUCUGGGCCGAUGAAAACGGGCUCCGGACUGAGCCCGUCUGCGAGGAAAACUGGUAAGUCUCCGGGUCGGACUGGAUCCGGGUCGGGUCAGCGGGUCAGGAAACUGGAUGAGGAAAGGACGGGUGGUGGAGACGAGAAGUGGCCACCGACAAUUGCUAUAUAA
Striga asiatica is the source of this 780-nucleotide messenger RNA. Lineage: Eukaryota; Viridiplantae; Streptophyta; Magnoliopsida; Lamiales; Orobanchaceae. The record is from the annotation of a GenBank genome assembly.